Messenger RNA from Octodon degus (degu), 1477 nucleotides. It is a transcript of the gene Timm29, whose product is annotated as translocase of inner mitochondrial membrane 29. Gene Ontology annotation, biological process: protein insertion into mitochondrial inner membrane. Bases 62 to 856 code for a protein of 264 amino acids. The transcript has 2 exons. Gene Ontology annotation, cellular component: TIM22 mitochondrial import inner membrane insertion complex. Lineage: Eukaryota; Metazoa; Chordata; Mammalia; Rodentia; Octodontidae. The record is from RefSeq and is a predicted model, not a curated record.
UUUAUUUCAGCACGGGGCACAGGCAUUUCUAUCCGGAGACCGGAUCUCCGGCCGGAAGAGGAUGGCGACGGCUGUUGUGAAGAAAUUUUGGGCCCGAGGUCGCGGAGAAGCAGGUGGAGAGGGGAGUGAGGCUGCUGCUGCGAAGCCGGGCGUGUGGGCGCGACUCGGCGUCUGGGCGCGCGCUCUGCUCCAGGACUACGCCGAGGCCUGCAAGGACGCGGCGGCGGCGGCGCGGGCCCGGCCGGGGCGCGCGGCUCUGUACUCGGGGCUGCUGGGCGGCGCGGCGUUCUGCUUCGCCCUGGCGCCGAGCGAGGCGGCCUUCGAGGAGGCGCUACUUGAGGCGUCCGGGACGUUGCUGCUGCUCGCGCCGGCCACGCGCAACCGAGACUCGGAAUCCUUCCUGCAGCGGCUCCUGUGGCUGCGGGGCCGCGGGUGCCUGCGCCACGUGAACCUGGGGCCCUGCUCGCUCGUGUACGAGGCGCCCUUCGACGCCCAGGCCAGCCUCUACCAGGCCCGCUGUCGCUACCUGCAACCCCGCUGGGUCGACUUCCCCGGCCGCGUUCUGGACGUGGGCUUCGUGGGCCGCUGGUGGGUCCUGAGGGCCCGAAUGCGGGACUGCGACAUCAACCACGACGAGUUCCUCCACCUGCCCCCACAUUUGCGCGUCGUUGGGCCGCACCACCUGCACUCCGAGGCCAACGAGCGGCUCUUUGAUGAGAAGUACAAGGCCGUGGUGCUCACAGACGAUCAGGUGGACCAGGCGCUGUGGGAGGAACAGGUGUUGCAGAAGGAGAAGAAGGACAGGCUCACCCUGAGCCAGGCCCAGUCGCUGGUGCAGUCGGAGGUCGCCAGAUGAAAGCCAGAAGGCCCCUGACCUGACCGGCUUCCGAGCCCUGGUGGACUGUGCCCCAGGCGGUGCAGCUGGUGAGAGUGACAGCGAUAGGUUGUGUGGAGAAUGGUCCCUCCUGGGUUGUUACGAGUUGGAGGAGCCUUCCACUCUCUUUGUUCAAUGUUUAUUAAAUCAAAUUCACAGCCUUCUCGGUUUAGGAGUUGGGGGGAGCAGAGCGACUUGACCUUGCGGAGUCUUGCGCUGUCGGAGCUACUGACAAGCCCUUCGCUUUGGCCUUUUUCUAGCUGCAAAUGUGGUAUUGUUCAAUGUUAGAUCUGUUGACUAGCAGUUGAGACACUUUUCCAUCUCUAGCAUGGUAAAAGCAAAACAGAAAUACACACACUAGUUUUCCUCAUGGCCCACAAGGUCACCCUGGUAGACAAGUACUGCAUUGGUCUGGUGUCUCUGGUUAUUCCCGGCAACUGUUUCGGGUUUUUUGUUUGUUUCCUUGCGCAGGGUUCGUGGUGAUGGUGGUGGUCCUGGUGGCCAUGGGGAUGAGAGCCAGGAUCCAAACUAAGCUACAGCCCAAGCUGUUCUUUAAUAUUUAUUUAUUUAUUUAUUUAUUUAUUGUCCUGGGAAUUGAACCCA